AUGCAAACAAUAUCGGCAAAAGUAGUACAUCUGGGGGAUCAGCUCGAAAGUGUCCAUUCACCCAGAGCAAGGGCUUUUGAGGCAUUACAAUUGAUGAAACAUUUUGAUGAAUUCAUGGCCGAUCAACCACUAAGUUCACCGAUUUUCACUGAUCCGGAUAGGGUAAGGACAAGGUAAAGAAAUAAAGAAAUGGACUUGCAUAUAAAGAAGAUGAUUUUGUAUGGUUUUAGCUCCUUGAAUCCGCCGAAAUGAUCCACAAAUUGGCGUCAGUCUCUCAAGAACUUGUCCGUGAUCGUUUCCAACAAGUCCAACAAAGAAUUGCCCGCAAAUACGAUGAGAUUGAAGAGCUUUUGUGCCGUGAAUUUGAACGAACGUUGGAUAAGAAGCGCCUAAGAGAGAUUGCCACUGUCCUUUCCGAAUUCAAAUGCUUCUCCAGAUGCGUGGAUGCCUUCGUCGAACGAGCUCAACAGGGAGCUUUUCAUUCAGAUAACGUCUUUGAUGACAUCCAACAUGUCUGUGAUAAGACCAAGCCAUUGAUUGAUGAGAUCUUUCCCGAUCCCAAUGCAGUCAUGAACAAGUUGAUCCUCAAUCUGUUCCAUGGAAAACUUCAUGAGACCUUGAAUGUGAAAUUGGAUGAUUGCAGAGAUGAACCCGAACAAUAUCUAUAUAAUUUGGCUGACAUGUAUGCGAAGACCGAGAAAUUAGGAACUGCCCUGCAGCGAUAUCAAUCGGAAUCGGAUCAACAGUUCAUCCAGACGCUUCUACAGUCAUUAUUCACUCCUUAUCUGAAGGUUUAUCCGGAGAUUGAAGAAAGAUUUAUCAACGAACAAUGUCAGAGCAUUCUCAGCCGAUUCUAUGAGAGUAAAGGGCACACAAAAAGGAAUUUAUCGGCUGGAGGACUAGGAGAAUUUAGAAGAGAUGUGCAGGCAAGAUUACUAACUGUAGAGAACUUUGGAGGAGAAACCUUUUUAUCCGAAGAAGUGGCCAUCAACAUUUUACAAGAACUUAAGAAUGCCUUCACUAGAUGUAAUUUGGUAAGUAGUGUAGAGAAUUAUCAGUUGUAAGAAUUAAUUAAUACUCUUCUUUAUCUGUAGAAGGUAUACUGCAAUAUAUUUGUAGAUGUGCAAGAAAGCCCAAUCAAUUCCGAUGGUCCAGUCAUUGUUUGAUUUGCUUCUCAAAUACCUCUACAAUGAACAUGUCGAUUAUGCAAUUGAAUUGGCGUUGGCUGGAAUCUCAACCGCUAGCCCAAAGACCGAGCCUCCCACAGAUUUUUUUUCCGUCGUUCAACAAACAGCGGCAGUUACUCACUUAUUCGUAAAACAGUUUGAAGACCUAAUCGCACCGUUAGUGAGGUAAUAAUUACAAAUGGAUAUUGUUUACUGCCAAAAAGUAUUAUUGGAUUAAACUUGAUGGUUAUUUUUAGAGAUACCUCGGUACAAGAGAGAAUUUGCUCCGAACGGGACCGCACCCUCCUCAACGUCGAAUCACGGAUCAAUCUCGGAUUGGAAAGACAAAUCAACGCCCUUGUUUUGUAUGUUAGAUUCUUGUUGAGCACAGAACAGAAGAGAUCCGACUUUAAACCGGAAGACGAGAAUCGGCCGAUAACAUCUAUGUCUAAGGCUUGUGCUCUUGUGGUAAGAUAUGUCCAAUCGAUGUACGAUCGUAUCCGAGAAUCAGUUGAUGGGAAGAAUCUGACGGCAGUGCUCACCGAAUUUGGGAAUGGAUUAUAUCGGGAGGUGUUCAACCACAUCAAAUCUUUCAAUUAUAAUCCAACUGGCGCUUUGUUGUUGGUCUGUGAUAUCAAUGAGUACACGUAAGUUGGUUUGAAAUGGACUAAAAGUACCGUUAUUACUCUAUCAUCGAUUUAAGGAAGGUAUAUUGUAUCUUGCAGAAAAUGCGUCUCGGAAUGGCACAUUCCCGAGGUUAGGCGACAAUUUGAGUGUCUCCAUGCCAUUUCCAACUUGAUGAUCGUCCGUCCCGAUAAUCUGGUCGAAGCUGUAGCCGCCGCAUCGUUAACCGAAAUCGACAAAAAUGAUGUUUUCUCAUUCUUGAAACUCAGGGAAGACGCCAAGGAAUGCCAAAUCGUCUUAAACACAGUGUGA
Bursaphelenchus xylophilus (pine wood nematode) is the source of this 2102-nucleotide messenger RNA. NCBI's taxonomy places the organism in Eukaryota, Metazoa, Nematoda, Chromadorea, Rhabditida, Aphelenchoididae. The record is from the annotation of a GenBank genome assembly.